This is a messenger RNA of Pipistrellus kuhlii (Kuhl's pipistrelle), 1821 nucleotides long. It is a transcript of the gene LIPT2, whose product is annotated as lipoyl(octanoyl) transferase 2. The record is from RefSeq and is a predicted model, not a curated record. Bases 16 to 726 code for a protein of 236 amino acids. NCBI's taxonomy places the organism in Eukaryota, Metazoa, Chordata, Mammalia, Chiroptera, Vespertilionidae. Gene Ontology annotation, biological process: protein lipoylation. The transcript is spliced from 2 exons. Gene Ontology annotation, molecular function: lipoyl(octanoyl) transferase activity. Gene Ontology annotation, cellular component: mitochondrion.
GGCUCGGCGGGCACCAUGCUGCUCCCCGCCGUCCGGCUGGUGCGGCUGGGCCGGGUGCCGUAUUCCGAGUUCCUGGCGCUGCAGGAGCGCUGGCUGCGGCGGCUGCAGGCGGAGCCGGGCGCCGAGGGCCCGCCGUCGAGGACAGAGGCGGAGGCGGGGGCGGGCGCGCUCCUGCUCUGCGAGCCCGCGGGGCCCGUGUACACGGCCGGGCUGCGCGGCGGCCUGACGCCGGAGGAGGCGGCGCGGCUGCGGGCCUUGGGCGCCGAGGUGCACAGCACGGGCCGCGGCGGCCUGGCCACCUUCCACGGCCCCGGCCAGCUGCUCUGCCACCCGCUGCUCGACCUGCGGCGCCUGCGCCUGCGCCUGCGCGCCCACGUGGCGGCGCUGGAGGCGUGCGCCGUGCGCCUGUGCGGGCUGCAGGGCCUGCGGGGCGCCUGCGCGCGGCCGCCGCCCUACACCGGCGUGUGGCUCGGGGAGCGCAAGAUCUGCGCCAUCGGAGUCCGCUGUGGAAGGCACAUCACGUCCCACGGCCUGGCUCUGAACUGUUGUACAGAUCUCACGUGGUUUGAGCACAUUGUGCCCUGUGGGCUGGUUGGGACAAGCGUCACUUCCCUGAGCAAGGAGCUCCAGAGGCACCUCACGGUGGACGAAGUCAUACCGCCUUUCCUGGAGGCCUUCAAGGAGACCUACAAGUGCACCUUGUUCUCAGAGGACAGUUCUAACUGAAAGGCAUUCAUGUUACCAGCCCGGAGGUUCCUGCCUUGGAAAGCACCAAGCCUGACGUGGAGACACGGAAACCCAGAUUCUGGAUGUAGUCCUGUCAUUCACUCACCAUGAGACUGUGGGCCAAUCAGGAGCUCUUAGCCAGUGUUUUCAUAUGUAACCUGGCUUAUUUAUAACUUCCCCACCUACCUCAGGUAUAGAAGUGGAAACUUGAAAAGUAACACGUGCUUAUUCAGUACGAUGUAUUAGCCCAGCCUGUGUGGCUCAGUGGUUGAGGGUUGACCUGUGAACCGGGAGGUGAUGGAUCCCCAGUGUGGGGCAUGCAGGAGGCAGCUGAUCAAUGAUUCUCAUUAUUGAUGUUUCUAUGUCUCUCCUUCAUUCCUCUCUGAAAUAAAAAUAUAUUUUAAAAAUAAAUACAGUGCAUUAGCACUAUUAAUACCACUUUCUAAGCUAACAGUGUCAUUUCUCAAUUAUUGCUUCCUCAACACUGUAUUUAAUUGGGCAAUUCUAGGCUUCCAGUUCCUUUGAUUGUGUAGGAGUCAUGUCUCUGGUUGACCCAGGGGAGAGUGAUGUGAUGUGGUGCUUUCUGCAAUAAAGGGAAACCUCUUAAAGAAUAGGACCCUGUCUGCCUGGGUUAGACUCCCCAAGCCUGACAGCUACUUUUAGUUAGGUAACCUAAACUAGGCCAAAGUCUGGGGGAAGAUAACAUUUCCCAAAGAUAGAAGAUUGCCUAUAUGAGAUCUCUUAAUUAUACAAAGCUGUGUAUUAUUUAUUGUUGUAUAACACAUUACCCCAAAACAAAAUCAUUAGACAUUAUCUCAUAUAUAGUCUAUAGGUCAGGAAUUUGGGGGAAACUUAGCUGAGUGGUUCUGGAUCAAGGUCUCUCAAGAGUUGUAGUCAAGAUGUCAUCUGGGGCUGCUGUCAUCUGAAGGCUCGAUGGAUCAGCUUCCAAGGUGGUUCACUCACUUUGUUGGUUGGUGCUAGCUGUUGGUAGGAAGCCUCAGUUAUUCACCAUGUGGGCCACUCCAUAAUGGCCACUGAAAUAUCCUCGUGACCCAACAACUGGCUUCUCCCAGGAAUUACAUGGUAGCUAUUAAG